Molecule: messenger RNA, 684 nt
Organism: Gymnogyps californianus (California condor)
Lineage: Eukaryota; Metazoa; Chordata; Aves; Accipitriformes; Cathartidae
Gene: NRTN
Product: neurturin
Exons: 2
Coding region: 22-684 (220 amino acids)
Molecular function (GO): glial cell-derived neurotrophic factor receptor binding; growth factor activity; receptor tyrosine kinase binding
Source: RefSeq, a predicted model, not a curated record
AAUGUUCUGACUUGCUCUAAGAUGAAGGUAUGGAAGUUUGCAGCCAUUGCAUCGAUGCUCCUCAGUUCCAUGUUAUCCAUUUUAGUUUGUAGAGACAUGUUCAACGGAAGCCGGAAAUACAGCCCCUUGCCUUCCUCGCCGUCUUCCUCACGGGCAUCCUCCUCCUCCUCGCUGCCGGCGGCUCCGCGGAGAUCCCCACGGGCCCUGCAACGCCACAGCUCGCUGCUCUCCCAGUACAGCAGCUUGCUGGAGAGCUACACAGAGGGGGAGAUCCAGCAGCUGAUCUCGGCGCUGGUGGAACGCUACAGCCAGGCCAUGAACUCGGGCAGCCAUGAGCUGCCGCUCUUCCCCCGGGCGGGCAGCCGCAGGAAGCGCGCCCGCGCUCGCCACAAACCCUGCGCCCUGAAGGAGCUGGAGGUGAGCGUCAGCGAGCUGGGCCUGGGCUACGAGUCGGAUGAGACAGUGCUUUUCCGCUACUGCAGCGGCACCUGCGAAGCGGCCAUCCGGAGCUACGACCUCUCGCUGAAGAGCAUGAAGAGCAGGAGGAGGAUCAAGAAGGAGAAGGUCCGGGCUCGACCCUGCUGCCGGCCACUGGCCUACGACGACGACGUCUCCUUCCUGGACGCCUACAACCGCUACUACACCGUCAACGAGCUCUCGGCCAAGGAGUGCGGCUGCGUGUGA